Messenger RNA from Botrytis byssoidea, 1410 nucleotides. RefSeq lists its product as uncharacterized. Gene Ontology annotation, molecular function: protein binding. Bases 1 to 1410 code for a protein of 469 amino acids. The transcript is spliced from 2 exons. The record is from RefSeq and is a predicted model, not a curated record. NCBI's taxonomy places the organism in Eukaryota, Fungi, Ascomycota, Leotiomycetes, Helotiales, Sclerotiniaceae.
AUGGCAGACCUCGAUACUGGUGCAUCGGCGCCUCCAGCCAAGAAAAAGUUCUCUCUUUUUAAGAAGAAGUUGACCCCAGCGCAAGCUCCAGAGCUUAAACCCGGGAUGGACCAUACAGAUGCUUUUAGUCGCGCAAAAGAUCUGUUUCCACUACAUGCUAGGGAGAGGGAGAUUAAGAGGGAAAAGAAGGUCGCGAGCUUAGAGAGAAAGCGGACAUCGCAGAGCAGGGAGAAAUCAUCUUCAAGUCCGAGAGUGGAAAAGAGAAGGAAGUUUUCGAAUGAGGAUGUGCGUGGGAAGGUGGAUUUGGGUAGUGAGACGGAAGAUGAGGAACCGGCUAGGGAAUCGUCCAUAUCGACACCUGAUAGUCGCAAGUCGCAAACAAGAUCCCCGCAGAAAAAGCGUCGUUCGCCGGGGGGUUUGAUGGGUCGUUUUGCAAAAGAUAUACAUAGCAGAAAUAUGGAGAGCGGAGAACAGAAAGUUAUUGCAAAGGGCUAUAUAUCUGUGAGCGAUAGCGACAGCGACGAUGCCGCGCCUGUUACGCAGCGAAUGGAUAGAAGUUCCUCUCCCAUUAUAACAUCGGCCGAACCAAUUCCUAUCGUUGAUGACGACGACGAUGAUGCAUUUUCCGAAGAGGAAUUUCCGGAAUUAUUGGCAAAGGCACGAGAAAACAAGAGACUUGCGGAUCUAGCCCAACAUAGGAGUAAUGUCGAAUGGGCAAAUAAAAAUCAUGAACCGGACAGAAAUGCAGUCGAUGACGAUGUUUUCCAAGAUAAUAAGAAAACUGAACCUACAUUAGAAAUUUUUAUAUCGUCUCGACUGGAAAACACCAAGAAUUUAAUCAUCAGGCGGAAACUUCAUCAGCGUCUUCGAGAAGUUCGACAGGCUUGGUGUGGGAAACAGGAAAUAGACGGAAUACACAUGAAUGAAGAAUUGAAAGAUUCGAUUUUACUCACCUGGAGAAACAAAAGAUUGUUCGAUUCCAUGACAUGCGCAUCCCUUGGCCUCGACUUUAACACGAAUGGCGAUGUCGAUACCACAGGUGAGGGUUUCAAUAGUGGUAGAAUACAUAUGGAGGCAUGGACAAACGAUCUCUGGGACGAAUGCUGCAAGGCAGCCGAAGCCGAAGAAAUCAGCGAUGAUGAAGAAGAACCUGUUGAAGUCGUACCCGAGCCAGUCAACAAGAUGAGAUUGAUACUGAAAGCUCAAUCGAAGGAUAUCAAGGAAUUUAAAACUUAUGUGAAGCCCACAACGACGAUCAAGAAAUUGGUAGAUGGAUUCAGAAGUACGAAUAAGAUACCCGCGGAUAAGAAAAUUGUUCUAAGCUUCGAUGGGGAUCAUUUGGAAAUUGAUUCUACAGUGGAAGAGGCGGGUUUCGAUGAUAUGGAUACAGUGGAUGUCUUGAUCAGAUGA